UGCAAGUUCUUCCAGUUGGCAGGGCCCGCGGCGAGUCGCUGUCAUGGAGGGCGCCGAGCUCCCUGGGCAGGCAGAGGGAGGCGGUGUGGAGCGUCGAGGAGCGCCGGCGGUGGCUGGUCAGGGAGGCGCCCUGGUGGAGCGCACGCCGACCCCCGGCGGCCUGGCCCUGGUGAGCCCCUACCACACCCACCGGGUCGGGGACCCGCUGGACCUCGUGGCGCUCGCAGAGCAGGUGCAGAAGGCAGAUGAGUUCAUCCGAGCAAAUGCCACCAGCAAGUUGUCGGUCAUAGCUGAACAAGUCCAACAUUUGCAAGAACAAGCCAGAAAGGUUCUGGAAGAAGCCCGCAGAGAUGCUGACUUGCACCACAUAGCUUGUAACAUGGUGAAAAAGCCUGGCAAUAUUUACUAUCUUUAUCAACGGGAGAGUGGCCAGCGAUACUUUUCCAUUAUUUCUCCAAAGGAAUGGGGAGCAAGUUGUCCACACGACUUCCUUGGAGCCUACAAGCUGCAGCAUGACUUGUCCUGGACUCCCUAUGAGGACAUUGAGAAGCAAGACUCUAGACUCAGCAUAAUGAACAGACUGCUAAACCAGCCAGUGGCUAUGCCCCCGUGCACUGAGCCCAUCUUCCAGGGACUGAGUCAUUGAGCGUGGCCCCUGACCAGCAGCUCUCACAAGGCCUGAACAUCGCCUCCUUGUUGCCCUGAUGCUCUGCCUUGACGGAAGUGUUCAUGGGAACCGAGGGCACGUAGCUGAAUCUUGGAAUGGUGCCAUGUGUGACUGACCCUGUUGUUACUGCCUUUAGUUAGGAUGAAAAGAAUCAGCACUUUCCUUUGGGAUCCUCUCAGGGCCACUAACACCCAGCCAGUGAGUUUCAGGGGACUGGCCAGUCCACUUUUUUCAUCUGCAGCUAUUAUUCUUUUCAGCCAGAGCGCUAAAGAAGACUCUUCUGGGGCCGGGGAGAUGGCUCAGAAUAAGCACUUGCUUAGCAAGUGCAAGGGCCUGAGUUCAAUCCCCAGUUCU
Molecule: messenger RNA, 1021 nt
Organism: Octodon degus (degu)
Lineage: Eukaryota; Metazoa; Chordata; Mammalia; Rodentia; Octodontidae
Gene: CUNH1orf50
Product: chromosome unknown C1orf50 homolog
Exons: 5
Coding region: 44-646 (200 amino acids)
Source: RefSeq, a predicted model, not a curated record